This is a messenger RNA of Neopelma chrysocephalum (saffron-crested tyrant-manakin), 405 nucleotides long. RefSeq names its product very long-chain acyl-CoA synthetase-like. The coding region runs from base 68 to 388 and encodes 106 amino acids. Gene Ontology annotation, molecular function: long-chain fatty acid-CoA ligase activity; long-chain fatty acid transmembrane transporter activity. The transcript is spliced from 2 exons. Gene Ontology annotation, cellular component: endoplasmic reticulum. The record is from RefSeq and is a predicted model, not a curated record. Lineage: Eukaryota; Metazoa; Chordata; Aves; Passeriformes; Pipridae.
CACCUGUCCGUUUUUCGGGUCCCCAGGGCUCCCCAAGGCCGCGGUGGUGACGGAGCAGAAGCUGCUGAUGGUGGCCAGCCUGGCCGGCAUGUGUGGGCUGCGCCGCGACGACGUCGUGUACACCACGCUGCCCCUCUACCACUCGGCCGGGCUGCUCGUCGGCCUCGGAGGCUGCCUCGAACUCGGAGCCACGUGUGUCCUGAGGAGCAAGUUCUCGGCCUCCCAGUUCUGGGCCGACUGCCGGCGCUACAACGUCACCGUCAUCCAGUACGUGGGGGAGCUCAUGCGCUACCUGUGCAACGCGCCCCCGGUGAGCCCCAAAACUACCCCCAAACUGCCCCCAAACUGCCCCAAAACUGCCCAAAAACUACACAAAAACUGCCCCUAAACUACCCCCAAUACUGG